This is a messenger RNA of Sabethes cyaneus, 3456 nucleotides long. RefSeq names its product protein tiptop (gene tio). The coding region runs from base 1 to 3456 and encodes 1151 amino acids. Gene Ontology annotation, cellular component: nucleus. Gene Ontology annotation, molecular function: DNA-binding transcription factor activity, RNA polymerase II-specific; DNA binding. Gene Ontology annotation, biological process: regulation of transcription by RNA polymerase II. NCBI's taxonomy places the organism in Eukaryota, Metazoa, Arthropoda, Insecta, Diptera, Culicidae. The transcript has 2 exons. The record is from RefSeq and is a predicted model, not a curated record.
AUGAUGCUCCACGAGGCAGUAAUGUUGGAAAUCUACCGCCAGGCACUUCACGCCAGUGAAAUGGCCAGCCCUAGAUGCCAAUCGAGGGAGUCAUCCGGCGGUGGUCGUUGCCCAUCGGACGAAUCGAUCCGGUCCGAGGGCGACAGGGACGGCCAGAACUCGGGCCCGAACAUGAGCCCGGUUUCGAUAACGCUCCCGCCCACCCUGCCGCCAGCAGCCGCCGCCGCCCUCCUGCCUCAGCAUUCUGCCGCGAUGGCCGCCUACCUGAACGUGGCCGCCGUUGCGGCCCAACAGAACCGACUGCUGCUAGGUUCGCCGCUGGCCGGACUGGCGGCCGCUCGUAACGGAUCCCCGCCGAUACUACCUCCACUGGCAUCUCCGACGGACGAGAGCGACGACGCUGCGCUGGACUUUAGCAAAAAGCGCACCGACAGCGGAACGGCCGACGAUGACGGUGCCAGUGACUGCGAAGAUGGAGACGCGGUCAAUCUGAGCGCAAAGUCCGGCGAAAACAGUCCGCUGGAUCUGUCGGUUAGCCACCGGAAGCGAACGGGUGAUGACUCCCACUCGCCUCCACCUCGGAAAGCUCCUCGCUCGCUCGACUACAAACCGGCCAUCGUUACGCCGUGGAGUUCACCGGUAACACCUCAGCUUCCUUACUUUGCCGCCGCCGUAGCAGCUGCUAGUCUAUCACCGAAGAACAACCACACCGAUUGGAACGGCAAACAUAAAGGUGUGACCAACGAAGCUGCUAAGGCUCUGGAGAAAAUGACCGAACUAAGUCGCCUUGGAGGAGAGGAAAUCUAUCGACCCUCGAACAAUAACCCCGCCGCAGGUGGCAAUGCACCGGGCGGUGGCCGUCACAGCGCAUGGCAAUCACACUGGCUCAACAAGGGAGCCGAUUCGGCCAAGGAUGUCCUCAAAUGUGUUUGGUGCAAGCAAAGCUUCCCCUCAUUAGCUGCGCUGAGCACUCACAUGAAGGAGACCAAACACUGCGGCGUAAACGUUCCUCCGGGCACCGGAAUGCCUCAACAACCGAUCCAAUCGCAACCACCGAAUUCGUCCAACCAGAACACCGCUGGCAGUGCUUCCAACAAACCAUCACCGAGUGAGCUAAAUCUUCUAAUUAAGGAAACCAUGCCGCUUCCCCGCAAGCUCGUGCGCGGUCAGGACGUUUGGCUUGGAAAGGGUGCCGAACAAACUCGGCAGAUCCUAAAGUGCAUGUGGUGUGGCCAGAGCUUCCGAACCUUGGCCGAAAUGACAGCUCACAUGCAGCAAACGCAACAUUACACUAACAUCAUUUCCCAAGAACAAAUCAUAUCGUGGAAAUCAUCCGAUGGUGAGAAGCCCGGUUCGGGCGCUCCAGGACCCAGUGGAAACUCCUCGAACGCUGCGGGGACACCCAACACCCCGGCCGCCCAGGCCAACAGUCACGUCAACGCAGUUUUCACCUGCAAAGUGUGCGAUCAAGCAUUUUCCUCACUAAAAGAACUCAGCAAUCACAUGGUUAAAAAGGCCCACUACCAAGAGCACAUAAUGCGAACGAUGACCGAAAGUGGUGGCCGCCGAAGGCAGCCCCGAGAGAAGCGAAAGAAAUCCCUUCCGGUAAGAAAAUUGCUCGAAAUGGAACGAGCCCAGCACGACUACAAGAACGGCGAAAAUCCUCCGGUUAGCGCAGCGAACAAACCCAUCCGCGAUCUCGGUGCCGGAAAAAUAACCUGCGAAAAGUGUAACGAAAAAAUCGAAACAACCAUGUUCGUGGAUCAUAUCAGGCAGUGCAUCGGCGGAACGGCGAUCCUGCAAGCGCAACAGCAACGGGAAAAAUUGAAGAAUGCCCUUCUUUCCAACACCAUCAUCCCACCGGAUUCGAUCAGUCCGGUAACGCCGAUCAGCCGGGAUGGUCGCAAAUCGGUUGGCGAUGAUCUGUCGUCGCCACUUUCACUGCAAAAGUCACCCAUGCCGGCGGAUCUGUCCUCUCCGGCUUCGGCGAAGAAGGACGGCGAGAAAAGUUCCUCUCCCUCGGUGUUGAAUGCGAUCGAGCAGUUGAUAGAGAAGAGUUUCGAUACUCGUUCCCGCCAUCCGAGCACCAAUUUUGGGAAUACCAGUCAAAGUACGACACCGCUCGGUUCGAGCAUCCUGAAACGUUUGGGCAUCGAUGAGAGUGUGGAUUACACCAAACCGCUUGUCGAUCCGCAGACGAUGAACCUUCUGAGGAGUUACCAUCAGCAGCAGUACGUUUCGCAGUUUGGAAGACGAGAACGGAGUGGCAGCGAAUCGAGCUCCAUUUCGGAGCGAGGGUCGAGCCGGGUGGAUUCGUUGACACCGGAAAAGAAGUACGACACGACCGGUCACUCAACGCCAAGAGGAACUCCGGAGAAGCAGUUCAUAGACGACCACAACAACAGUGACGAACAGCAGGUGAAUAUAAAGCGGGAGAUGGCGAGCGAUGACGAAGACGAGGGUGACAAACAUGAACCAUCGAAAAUUAAGAUCAAGAAGGAACUCGACGAAGACGAAGAAGAGGGACCCAUGAGGCCUCCAAGCAAAUCAAACGACGAAGCAGCAGACACGGAAAAAGAACACAGAAGACGGUGUAGUGUGGCUUCUAGUCCUGCCCCAAGUCCGCGACUAUCAACCGCCAGCGUUCCUCUGAGUCCAUCAGCUAGUCCCAUCAGUGACCAUCAUUCCAUUGCAUCGCGGUCGACUCCGGGGGUGGCGGAUGGCAGCAGCAAAAAGUCAUCCAGUGGCAACGUGAGCAGCAGUUUGGGCGCACUGUCAUCGAUGUUUGACAGUUUAACUGGAGCGGGAAGUGCCGGCACUGCAGAAACAAGUGGAUCAGGUAAAAAAUCAAACGCUCAUCCACUGGCAGCACUGCAGAAGCUUUGUGAUAAAACCGAAACGCAACCCAGUGGCAGGGCGGGAACCAGUAGUGCACUGCUUUCGGCUACUACCAAUGCACAACCUAGUAGAACUGCUCCGGGGGCAAUAUUAGCAUUUAGCUGGGCGUGCAAUGACGCGGUUGUGUCGGACGAAUCGGUUAUUAAGUGUGCCUAUUGUGACACGACGUUCACCUCGAAAGGCGCCUACAGGCACCACCUGUCCAAGGCGCACUUCGUCAGUGACGAGGUUAUUCCGGAUCCGAAGGGUCAGGGUUCCUUAAAACCCGGUUCUCCACAUUCGCCUAAAUCAACCGGAAGUGGUGUUGGUGGCGCCGUUGGAAUGAGUAGUCGUGAAAAUUCGAACCGUACCGACGGCGGCAGUACUCCGGUGCCUUCAAUGGUGGGUCCUGGCGGUGGUGGUGCUGGCGGCGGCGGCGGCAGGGACAGUGGAAGCGGAAACGGGCAAACCAAAAGCCCACCUCCAACGCAAUCACCGGCGGCAUUCGAUGAAAGUCCGCACUCCAAGUUUCUCAAGUACACCGAACUGGCCAAACAGUUGUCGUCCAAGUACGUCUGA